This is a messenger RNA of Babesia ovata, 4431 nucleotides long. RefSeq names its product SMC N terminal domain-containing protein. NCBI's taxonomy places the organism in Eukaryota, Apicomplexa, Aconoidasida, Piroplasmida, Babesiidae. Gene Ontology annotation, molecular function: ATP hydrolysis activity; ATP binding. Gene Ontology annotation, cellular component: Smc5-Smc6 complex. The record is from RefSeq and is a predicted model, not a curated record. Bases 1 to 4431 code for a protein of 1476 amino acids. Gene Ontology annotation, biological process: double-strand break repair via homologous recombination. The transcript has a single exon.
AUGGCCAUCAUGGAGCAGUUCAGGGACGGAGCCAUCGAUUCCAUUACCAUGGAAAAUUGGAUGGCAUACACCGGACCUGUUAGACUGAAGGCGAUGCCCGGUGUAAACAUCAUCGCUGCGGCCAAUGGAUGCGGGAAAAGCGCCAUAGUCUGUGCUAUCGCAAUCGGACUAGGCUUCGAGCCAAAUGUCUUGGCUAGGGGCGACAACAUUCACUUGUUCAUCAAGCGUGGUUUCAAGCAAGCUAAGUUACGCAUUGGGCUAGUAGACCGCCAGGCAAAAGGAGGAAUCACGCUGGUAGACCGCACAAUGACAAUCACUUCAUCGUCAAACGCAUCCCAACCCAUAGAUCCGGAUAGUGAUGAAGAGGAAUUCGCAGAAGAAUACGGACAAGAGGAAGAUGGGGAUGAUCCACUGAAGUCAGUGAAAAGGAGGCGAACACCAAAGGCAGCGCCAGACGAUGAUUAUGAAGGCGAGGCAACUGAAAGGAAGGAUAGGCUGGAGGCCAAAAAGCGAAGAGCCGCCAGGCAGAAGGCAGCCAAGAAAAAGGCGGAGGCUGAUAGUAAAGCUGCAGCUGCUAAACCUAAACGCACCAGCAGGAAGAGUAACACCCCCAAAGUCACGGUAAGGAACGAGUGGGCGAUCAAUGGCAAGUCAGCGACGCUGGAAAUGGUGAAGCAGCUUCAAAAACGCCUGAAUAUACAAGUGAACAACCUUAUCACCUUCCUUGCACAGGCCAAAGUUGGCAGGUUCGCGGCAAUGACGCCGCAACAGCUGUUCCGGGCCACUCUAAACGCCAUCGAGCCCUCGCUGUGCGACGACCUAGACGAGAUAACGGAGAAGUCGAAAGAGCUCACGGUGAUGCGCUCCAAAACUCAGAUGCUUGUGGAUGAUCUGAAUGCUACCGGCGUCAAAAUUGCGCAGCUCAAGGUCAUCAGCGACACGCUUAGCAAAAUGAAGGAUGCCACUCUUUACGCCAACCUAGUCAAGCAAAGACUGUACCGCAUAAAAGUUGCCAACCUGGAGAAGGGCCUCAAGGCCACGAGGACAAGGUUGAAUUCCACCGCCAAUGAGUACAGGGCGGCCGAGGAGGAGAAGACUGCAAUGGAACAGAAGCUCAAGGGUCUCAAUUCUGAAACUAACCGCGUCUUACGUAAAGCGAAAUUAAAGCUCGUAAAGGCUAAAGCGAUAACCCUAAUGAACGUCGUAAAACCCACCAAGCAGAGCAGUGUUGGCAUGUUGCCCCUAAGCGACGAUAAUGCAUUCGACAAGGUCUACUUUAAAGUGAUUACCGAUAUGCGCACUUUCGCCGCAAAGCAUGCUCCGAAUAACACAAUGGGACAAACGACGAUCGUGAACAAGGACGUUCUGGAAAAAAGGCUUGAUUCCGUUAACAAGGAGAUCGAGCUUCUUAAAAUGCAAAUAACGGGCGAAAACGAGCUCACCAUGGAGAUCGCUGACUGCAGGAUGAACGAGGAAACACUGAAAAGCACUCUACGCAGGUUGCAGGGAACAGCAAUUCGCAAAUACGGGGACAUACAAGUAGAAAACCUGCUCAAGAACCUGAACGCCAUCAAACGCGACGGGUACCGCCAGUUCAUCCGGUGGAGGCGCGAACAAAUCAGGGAGCACGAACGGGCAAUUGCAAAUAUGCCUGAAUCGAAGACUGAUGAUGCCGAGCAGUCGAGCAAAACCGAGUCCAAAGGUGAUGAGCAGAAUGCAAAUGAGAACGGCGAAAAACAGAGCGCUGGCAACGACGCAAAUGUGACGGGUGGGGAUGCCAUCAACAACGAGAAUGCCGCAGAUAAACAAGCUUCACAGCAAAGCAAGGCUCCGAAAUUGCCGAAACUGCUAAUAUCGGACAUGAAGAUUCGUGGACGGGUAAAUUGUUGCAUAAUCGAGGAGGCGGCAAGCCGGUACUUGGACUGUUUAAUGCUUCCAAAGGACUCAUCCAUUACAGUAACAACGGUGCUUACCAAAUUCAAAAUCCCGUCGGUGACCGCCCCGGAAGAUACCCCGGUGCUGUGCGAAGUCACUGAAGUUAUGCGAAGCUUCGGCGUGAAGCAUUUCCUGCACGAGCUAGUGGAAUGCACCGAUGUGGAUACUAAAUAUACUCUGGCCUCGGUUGCAAAUUUGGGAACAGCAUUCGUGGUAGAUGAGGACUUUCUGCUAGCUAAGAUGGAGAAGGAGAUGAACUCUGACCCAUCGGCGCCUGCUGUGUCGGGAGCCCCUCCUGAGGACUGUACGGAUCCUACUUCACCAGCAACAUCACCUGUAAAGGCUGAUAAAUCAGCUUCCGAUCAAGUUGCACACAACUUACCCGAUAACCUAACACAGGAAGAAGGCGCUGAAGUUGCCACGGAUCCAGUUGAUAGUCAAAGUCAAACUGCGCCGAUGCAUGAAGAAACACCAUCGGGGUCCGCCAACGAAUGCGAGAAUUCUUCUCCUUUAGUAAAAACGGAGGAUAAAGCUGGUGGAAACUCUAACAAUGCAAGCUCAGGUGAAACACCGGAAAGGGUUGUGGCCAAAGCGCCAGUGAGGCGACUGAUCACUAGGGAAACCAAAUACUCUAGGUUUAGAAGCGCGGAAACUUCCCGUUCAGCAGAUGAGAGUAGCCAGUCCCCUAACCAACCAAUAAAGUCAAGGUCGCAAACUUUACCUCCCAACACCUGCAUUUCACCAGCUCCCGACGCCAGAACGGCAAACACGAUGGGUGUAACGAAACGUGAAUCCAAAAAGUCGGCUGAUGAUAAACACUACAAAACUGACGUUCAAAACAAGAUGGCACAGCAGGAUAGAGCAAAUGACAAUCCGCAUCACGACCGCCAGGCCAAAGAGGAGCGAUUCUUCCGCAAGUUUUACGAUUGUAUGGUGAAGGAGAUUGGAAAGCAGGUUGGACAACAUGUCCGCAUUCUGAGGUACUACGUUGGCACGAAAAGGCACAUUUACAGGUCGUUCAAGGAUGCAGACGAUGUCUACAGUGACUACGCGGUGGAAAUACCCACCGCACCGACGAUGCUCCACGACAGCAGCAUGCUAGUUCAGUCCGACAGCGCCCAGAUGAUAGAUACCGUAGAGCGCGAACUAAAAGAAGUUCUGGAACGAAUCUCGGUGCUAGGAGGUAUGCUGUAUGGUCGCAAACAGGAUAACAAAGCCGUUGGCGGCAGGCUGUACGCUCUGAGCCGGGAGCAGAAAUCCUUGGAGAAAACGCUGCAAGGCAUAGACGGAACCUUCGGCACCGGCAAGUCGAAAGACAAGCGCAAGGAGGAGAUCGAAAAAAUGGAAGAUGCCCAAAGGGAGGAACUAAAAGAGGCCAUCAAAGAAAGGACUGACGCUAUCGAGAGGUGGAUCGAGAAGACCAAACUGCGAAGGACGACGCUGCAAGAGGCACACGAUCUAUACACUCAAUAUAAAACAUUGAAUAGGCGGAAGACACGACUAGAAGACCUGUUCAAAAUAUCUUUAACCACUUACGAAGAGGUAAAAACGGAGUUCAAAAGGCUCGAAGGCACGCUGUCCGAGCAGGAAACCAAACACAAGCAGUACGUGAAGGAUAUCAGCGAGCUGAACAUCCUCAUUAAAGCCAUCAGCGGGGAAAUAGUCAACGCGAAUGCCGGGGAAGAGCAGUCGGAGCAGGUCCGGGAACGCGAAGCUUUGAAAAUCCGGCAGGAGAAGGCGAGCAAGCUGGACAAUAUGACGGAAGCUGAUCUCGAACGCGAGCUGCAAAUCGCUGAACUGAAAGUCAAGCAGUUGGAGCGUGACGACUGCGAAGAAGCCCAGAAUGCAAAGGACAUGAGGGACUCAAUGAUACACGAGGAAAAGCUGUCAACCGAGAUCGCAAUGGCGGAGGCCAAGGCGAAGGAACUUAACGACGAAAAAGACCUCCUCUACGAUACGUGGAUUAAGCGCGUGACAGCCUUGGUCGCCCGGAUAGACGCCAACUUCGGCAAGUACAUGCUGGAAAUCGGAGAGGGCGCGGGUGGCCAAAUCAGGCUGGAGGCGAAGCUGGAUGACAUCAAGGAUGCCCAAAUAAAGGUGUUGGUGAAGUUCCACGGAGACAGGGACAUGCUGCCUCUCGCCUCGUCGUACCAGUCGGGCGGCGAACGCGGCGUGACAACGAUGGUCUACAUAUUGGCGGUGCAGCACCUCACCAGCAACGCCUUCUUCGUCAUCGACGAAAUCAACCAGGGGCUGGACUCCAACUACGAAACGCGCAUCAUGACGCUGCUGCUAAACACACACAUCUCCAACAACGAGCCACCGUUGGGCGAAACUGGCAGCGAGUCGAGCGAAACGAACGAAGUCGUAGUGGCCAAGGCGCCGCCACAGUACUUCGUUCUGACUCCUCAGCUGAUCUCCGGAAUCGACCUACGGAACGCUACCAUGCACUUCCCCCUCAACGGACCCGGUGUUAUCAACGGGAUGGUGCUUUGA